Molecule: messenger RNA, 294 nt
Organism: Guillardia theta CCMP2712
Lineage: Eukaryota; Cryptophyceae; Pyrenomonadales; Geminigeraceae
Exons: 4
Coding region: 1-294 (97 amino acids)
Molecular function (GO): protein binding
Source: RefSeq, a predicted model, not a curated record
AUGAGGGUUGAAGCCGUGAAGCUGUUGAUCAAUCUGGGAGCAGAGAUCAACUGCGUCAACAGCGUUGGUCGAACUCCAUUGCAUUAUGCGGCCAUGGAAGGGAGAACAGAGGCAUGCGCAUGCCUGCUCAACCUAGGUGCUUCACUGACCGUCAAGAGUAACGAUGGUUUGGAUCCUCUGCAAGAAGCUCAGAUCUACAACUUUCGUGAGACGGCUGAUUUUCUCAUCAGCGCACAAGGACAGGAGGGCCACGACGCUCCGACUCAAACAAUGACGCAAAUGCACCAGCAAUGA